CACAUUAUCAUCAUCCAUCCAUCUCUCAUUCUCUAGCUUCCUCCUGUGUGUUGGAGUAUACAACAACGUUGUAACCUCUUGUCGAUCUCCAAGUUUCUAACUACAUCCCCACUUACUAUUCUCCCUACUGAUCCGACCGCGACAUCCAUCCAUCCAUUCUAGCUAGCUUCUUUUGCCGUUUUGUCUUGUCUUAGCUAGUAUCUAUAUAGGAUCAGACCUUCUAUUUGGCUUUCCAGCUAGCUACAUAUAUGAGCAUGAAUGCUUCCCUGAGCUGAUCAUCAUCAUCAUCAAAUUAUAAGUUGCAGAGAAAAGACCUUCGAGAGGUUUGAGCAGAGAGAAAAGAGAUCGUCAAUGGAUGGCGGCGGGGGCGGCGUGGUGACGGUGGGUCGGGCGGAGAUCGAUACGAGGGCGCCGUUCCGGUCGGUGAAGGAGGCCGUCGUCCUCUUCGGCGAGAAGGUGCUCGUCGGAGAGCUCCACGCCGGCCGACGCAUCACCCAGACCCAGAAUCGAGAGGCCGCUGCACCAAAACCAUGUGUCAAGUACCAAGCCGUCGCCCCCACGGCCAGCAUCCUGGCCGCCGCACGGCCAGUGCCGGUGCCGAUGCCGAUGCUGAUGCCGGCGCCGGUGGCGAAGACGACAAGGGAGCUGGACGCGGCGAAGCAGGAGCUGGAGAAGGAGCGCGAGGAGAAGCACAAGAUGGCCGGCUGCAUCCAGUCGCUCCAGGAUGAGCUCAGCAGCGCCAUGAGCGAGCUCAAGAAGCUCAAGGCCGCCGCAGCGCGCCACGAGGAGGAACCCAAGGCCGUCAUCGACCUCCAGGUCGAGGACCUCAAGUUCAUGGAGAUCGAAGACAAGCAGCAGCAGCAGCCGCCGAGCGCCGCCGCCGAGUUCCAGAAGAAGAGGUACGUGACCUUCGCGGACCCGCCGGCGGCCUCGCCGCCAUUGCCGGACGUGGUGCUGGAGCUGCAUCAUCCCCAUCAGCAGCAGCAGUACUAUACUCCGGCGGGGAGGCCGCAGUACCGCGAGGUGCGGUUCAGCAGGCAGGUGUCGGCGGGGCCGGAGGCGGUGAAGAAGCUGGCGGCGGCGGCCGUGGUGGCGGAGGAGGAAGGGAGGAAGAAGAAGAAGAAGCCGCUGAUCCCGCUCGUGGGGGCGCUCUUCAUGAGGAAGAAGAAGACCAGCGGCAGCUCUGGAUCCGGCGGGCACCAGGAUGGCGGCUCGUCGGCGGCCAAGCCGCGCCCAUCGUUUUGAACCCUUGUACUCGCUCCAUUCCGAAUGAAUUAACUGACAUGAAUUUGUAUACGAAUCUAUACAAAUCCACGUCAAUUAAUUCGGAACUAUAUUAAUCUAUACUCCCUCCGUUUCUAAAUACUUGUCGUGGUUUUAGUUACACUAUAAAACCGUUGGCCGUCAGAUCUUGUAUUUACGUACGGUUGUAGUCUCAAUAAACAUUCAUCACAGCACGCACAAUCAUGCAUGUAUAUUUUUGUUCAGCAAUAUACAGAAAAAAGAACGUGGGAUUUGUAUGGCUAAUGUA
This is a messenger RNA of Brachypodium distachyon (stiff brome), 1531 nucleotides long. RefSeq names its product WEB family protein At2g17940. Bases 352 to 1245 code for a protein of 297 amino acids. The transcript has 2 exons. Lineage: Eukaryota; Viridiplantae; Streptophyta; Magnoliopsida; Poales; Poaceae. The record is from RefSeq and is a predicted model, not a curated record.